This is a messenger RNA of Clonostachys solani, 1293 nucleotides long. The record is from the annotation of a GenBank genome assembly. NCBI's taxonomy places the organism in Eukaryota, Fungi, Ascomycota, Sordariomycetes, Hypocreales, Bionectriaceae.
AUGUCUCCAAAUAACCCGUUCCGGUUGAUGCUUAUCGAGCCAAGUUACUUUACUCAUGGAUUACGGCAAGUGAGGUCAAGCAUAAAUCACUUAGACGGCCGCCCUACACAGGAGCAGUUCCUGUUCUCACACUAUGUGUGCCAUGUUGCGUUCCUCAUGACACCUAUCGACGAUGGUAGAAAUCCCUGGAAGUCAGUUUAUCCAGCAAUGGCUUUGGGCAGCCAAUCUGCCGCGUGUAAAAGUCUAUACCACGGCCUCCUUUCACAAGCAGCUUUCAAUCUCGCAAACUUGCGACGCGGAGAUUGUGAUUCCUUCUCUCGGCACCGUCAUGAGGGGCUCAAGCAUUAUGGCAUAUCGCUGAACAUGCUCCGAGAGAGCCUUGAUACGCCUGAUUCUGAGUUCGUUUGUCAGGUUGCCACUUUCCUGACAAUCCUGAUGAUUGAGGGGGUUUAUUCUACAGAGGUAUACAGCUGGCGUUCACAUUUCAAAGGAGCAGCUGCGCUAGUGAACAAAAUGUUGCAUGGUCGAGACUGGACCCAAUCGUCAGAUGCAUGGGUAAUAUCCCAAAGCCUCGCCUUAUCUCUGGAGAUUGCGAAGACGGGCCAUGUUGAUUCGGCACGGCACGCUGGUCCUACUGGGAUGCUCCUGGACGCUCUGUCCACGAGGACCGACUUUGGUUACACUAUUGGGAGCCCUCGAGCGGCGCUUAAAGCACUUUCAACACUACAGAGAGUUGACAGGGUAAAAGAUGGUCAUGGGCUAGAACUAAAUAAUCUAGAGGUUGAAAUAUCUGAUGCAUUGCGGACCUUGAACUUGAUGCAGGGGGAAGACACUGGACAUCCACGAAGACUUCACAAAGAGCGCCCACAGACCCAUCAGCGGCUGGAUUACCUCGCCCACCUGCAUUCACGGAUGUUUCUAAACGCAGUCAUCAUAUAUUUGAAGCGACUCACACCCGGCGUGACGCCUUCACAGGUCAGCACAUAUACUUCAUCCGUCCUGAAUGACAUGUCAACAUUUCUUGACUUGGAUGGCGGGAGCAUAUCGUUAUGGCCGGUAUUCGUCGCGGCAGUGGAAGCGUGUGCGCCAAAUGAGCGAGAUAUGGUUCGGAGAUGGUUUGAAUUCUCUUCCCGCCUGGGGAUCGAGAAUAGGGUCCAGGCUCGUCAGAUAAUCGAAAGGGUUUGGCAGACAAGGGACUCAGUCGCUGACGAGACAGGAUGCCCGGUAGCGGAAACUAUUGUUGACUGGACCACUGUACAGCAAGUCUUGGGGAUUGAUAUAUUGUUACUGUAG